Molecule: messenger RNA, 1179 nt
Organism: Ambispora leptoticha
Lineage: Eukaryota; Fungi; Glomeromycota; Glomeromycetes; Archaeosporales; Ambisporaceae
Source: the annotation of a GenBank genome assembly
AUGGAACCACCACAUUCUGCAACGUUAUUAUCGAUAGCACACUUAAAAUUAGAACACACAAACCGCAUAUUUCUACGAAAGCCGAAAACAAUUCCCGAAGAACUAUGCAAAAUAUUUUUCACAUCUCUCGAAUUAUACGAAAGCGAGAGCAAAAUUGUUCAAAAUAUCCGUGACUUUAUUAAAUUAAACCAGAAUGUAUCGUCCACCAAUAAACUAAUUGAAACUAUAAAAAAAUGUGCAAAGACAAAAUACAAAUAUCGACCGAUACUGGCAAUCUUUUAUCAAUACCGCAUCUGUGUUGACGAGUUCAAUGAAGCUGAAGCUUUCUAUUGGUAUGAUAUGUGGAAUCAGGCGAAGCAAGACUCCCAUUCACAGAAUGCACUGGGGGUGUGCUAUCGAGAUGCGAUUGGAACUAGACAGAAUGUUUAUUUGGCGUUCCUAUAUUUUCAGAAAGCUGCGGAAUCUAGAAACCCUAAAGCGCAAUUGAAUUUGGCGAAUUGUUAUCGUAAUGCUCAAGGGACAUUACUAGAUUUAUCGAAAUAUCUUCAUUGGUGUGAGAAAUCUGCGAAAUCCGGGUAUUCUGAAGGUCAAUUCCAACUCGCCAAUUUUCAUCGGGACGAUGUAUCAACACCUAAUCAUUACGCGAAAGCUUUUUAUUGGUACGAAAGAGCCGCGAAACAAGGUCAUAUAAAGGCACUAGUUCAACUUGGAUUAUGUUACUCAUCAAAACAAUGCGUCGAAAUAAAUCACGAAAAAGCAUUAACCUGCUACAAAAUAUCUGCAGAAUCUCAUGACUCCGAAGCGCAAGUCCUUCUUGCAAAAGCAUACAAUAGCGGAAAAGGAACGUUUCGGGAUGAGAAAUCAGCUUUCAAGUGGUAUCGAAAAGCUGCCGACGCCGGGAAUUUGACCGGUAUUUAUCACGUUGGACAUUGCUAUCAUACAGGGGCUGGCACUCGUCGAGAUAUCAAUCAGGCAUUUCGAUGUUUUCGAAAAUCGGUUGAAGAAGGCGAAAAAGAGGAGUGGCUUGCUUUUGGACAAUAUGUGAUGGGAAAUUGUUUUCAUUACGGUUGGGGAACGAAAAAAGAUUUACAUUUAGCUGCUAAGUGGUAUCGAUUGGCUAUUGAAAAUGGCAAUAAGUAUGCUAGGAAACAGUUGUGGCUUGUUUUUACGAAACAGUAA